This is a messenger RNA of Rhodotorula toruloides NP11, 1170 nucleotides long. RefSeq names its product 26S proteasome regulatory subunit N9. The record is from RefSeq and is a predicted model, not a curated record. Gene Ontology annotation, molecular function: structural molecule activity. NCBI's taxonomy places the organism in Eukaryota, Fungi, Basidiomycota, Microbotryomycetes, Sporidiobolales, Sporidiobolaceae. Gene Ontology annotation, biological process: ubiquitin-dependent protein catabolic process. Bases 1 to 1170 code for a protein of 389 amino acids. Gene Ontology annotation, cellular component: proteasome regulatory particle, lid subcomplex; cytosol; nucleus. The transcript has 7 exons.
AUGCAGGUCGACUCGCACAGCCGGUCGGAUCCGCAGAUGUACCUAACCCAGGCGCUGACGAGUCCGCAACUACCGGACGAACUCAAGCCGUUCUACCAGGCGUUUGAACGCUUCUGGUCCAACAGGCUCUGGUUCCAGCUCACCCGCACGAUCGAGUCCUUCUUCGCCGUUCCCUCCUCCGCACCGUACCGAAUCGACCUCUACGAGUCCUUCAUCAAGGACUUUGCUUUGAAGCUCGACCCGCUCAAGCAUGCGAGCAUCGCAGUUGCCGUUGCGCGGACAUACAAUGACGGCACCGCAGCAGUUUCCUUCCUCGACACCCUCCUCCCGACUUUCGACACUCCCGCAACCCGCGAACCUUUCGUCCUCGUCUCGAUGGAGCGAGGUCACUUCCUCCUCCUUCUCGGCCAACCCGAAGCGGCAAAGGAGGCGAUGGACCAGUGUCAGAAGGUGCUCGACCAGCUCGACUCGGUCGACUUGGCGGUGCAUGCGAGCUUCUACCGCGUCAGCGGCGACUAUUGGAAGGCGAAAGCCGAGUUUGCCGACUACUACCGCAACUCGCUCCUCUACCUCGCCUGCAUCGACAUCGACCGGGAUCUGACGCAGGACGAGCGGGCGGAGCGGGCGCGGGAUCUUGGGAUCGCGGCGUUGCUGGGCGAGAGUUUGUACAACUUUGGCGAGCUGCUCCUCCACCCGGUGCUCGACUCGCUCAAGGGGACGCCGAACGAGUACAUCCGGAGCCUGCUCUUUGCAUUCAACAAAGGCGACAUUGACAAGUUCCAGUCGCUCAUCCCGGAGCUCGAGAAGGAGCCCUACCUCCUGCAAAACCUCAACACGCUCCGACAAAAGAUCUGCGUGCUCGCGCUGAUCGAGGCUGUCUUUAAGCGACCGAUUCAGGACCGCGUCGCGCUGCCGUUCUCGAUCAUCGCCAAGGAGGCGCAGGUGCCGGUCGACGAGGUCGAGCACUUGGUCAUGAAGGCUCUCAUGCUCAACCUGAUCCGCGGCACGCUCGACGCCUGCUCGUCCGUCGCGUCCAUCACGUGGGUCCAGCCUCGCGUGCUCGACAAGACGCAGAUUGGCGGGCUCAAGGACCGGCUCGGAGACUGGGCGGACAAGGUGCAGGCGCAGGGGGCGUUCGUUAGGGGCGUCGCGCCGGAGUUGUUUGCGUAG